CUCCUUGACCUUAUUUCUUUUGUUAUGUUUCAGCCUCAGGAAAGAUGACUGCUAUCAAUCAGAAAGAGUAUCUUAAAAAGUAUUUAUCAGGUGGUGAUGCCUCACAGAAGAAGAAAAAGAAGAAGAAGAGGAAAGAUAAUACUCCUAUCACCAAUAGGUUUCAAAUUGUUGACGAGGAUGCAGGGAACAUCAAGAAUAUUGCCUUUGGUUACGCCGAUGACGACGACGCGCCUACAGUCGCCGAGGUCACCUAUGACUAUGCCAAAACAAAAUUCAGAGAAGAACACAAAAAACUUGAACAUAAAUGGAAAAAUGCCUCGUCUGAUAUAGAUGGCGCCUCAAAUAAUCGAGCACAUGUUGCACAAGAUCCGGUCAGAGAUGCUAAAGUUAUGAGGUACGAUUCAGAUGAAGACGAAGCACCAUCUUCUGUAACUAAAUUGAGUAGAAGGUACGAUUCUGACGAGUCUCCUCCGAGAGCCCGCAUGUCUUCUGGAGUUCAAAGAAAAGAUUUUGCAUUGCAUGGAGCUAAACGACUUGAUUCAGAUGAAUCUCCUCCGAGAAGAAACGACCUAGAUUCUGAUAAGUCUUCAAAGAAGAAAAGACAUGAUUCAGAUGAAUCUCCUCCGAGGAGAAACAACCUAGAUUCUGAUGAGUCUUCAAAGCAAAAAAGAUAUGAUUCAGAUGAAUCUCCUCCGAGGAGAAGAGAGAAAAAUUUCGAAGAAUCGCCACGUAGAACAGGCAAGUUAGAUUCGGAUGAAUCUCCUCCUCGGAUGAGUAAUGUUGCAGCUAACGAACGCCCUGAGAAAAAGCUCACAACAGCAGAGUAUUUGCAAGCGAGAAAACGUGGCAAACAUAAGAAGGAUAGUGCUGAGGAUAUUGCUAGGAAACAGAGGGAGGAAGUCCUGCAGCGUGCUGCUGAAGAGCGACACAAACUCUGGAACAAAGGCAUUACUCAAGUGGAGGAGCGACAGAACAAGCUGGCCGACAUCCAACACGAAAUGACUAAAAGCUUUGCGCGAUCUGCCAAAGAUGAGGACCUGAAUGACAUGUACAAAUCGAGACCACGAGAGGGAGACACUAUGCUGGAGUAUCUUAGUAGUAAGAGAGAUGGGAAAAAUCCCCAAAAACCUACAUAUCAAGGGCCCUUCCCUGCCAACAGGUUCAAUCUUAGGCCAGGUUAUCGUUGGGACGGCGUCGACAGAUCUAAUGGAUUCGAACAACAAUACUUUGCAAAACUUAGUAGCCAAGUUGCAAUAGAAGAAGAUGCCUACAAAUAUUGCGCUGAAGAUAUGUAAAGGAAUAAAAACUCAAUUAUUAAACUCUACAUCUCCUAAUAAAAUUCUAAUGAAUAGUAUUACUUGUU
This is a messenger RNA of Hyalella azteca, 1363 nucleotides long. RefSeq names its product BUD13 homolog. The record is from RefSeq and is a predicted model, not a curated record. Bases 45 to 1295 code for a protein of 416 amino acids. Gene Ontology annotation, biological process: mRNA splicing, via spliceosome. Gene Ontology annotation, molecular function: RNA binding. Gene Ontology annotation, cellular component: U2-type spliceosomal complex; RES complex. Lineage: Eukaryota; Metazoa; Arthropoda; Malacostraca; Amphipoda; Hyalellidae. The transcript is spliced from 2 exons.